This is a messenger RNA of Acaulospora colombiana, 297 nucleotides long. The record is from the annotation of a GenBank genome assembly. Lineage: Eukaryota; Fungi; Glomeromycota; Glomeromycetes; Diversisporales; Acaulosporaceae.
AUGAGACCUGCUAAAGUAACUACUCUUCGCAUUAUCCAUUAUGAGCCUGACGAAUCAAAUCCUCCGGAAUGGUAUAAUCCCGAUUACUCUUGGUAUUGUACUGGGAUUGCAAUGAGGCAUAAGAUAGAUCGUCAUGAUUCUGGAAUGUAUUAUGCUGAAGGUGAUACUUCCGAUUUUGAUCUUGACUCAGAUCUAGAGCCUGAACCCGAAAUUCAAGCUUUUAUAACUAAACCAAUUGAUAAAAAUACUUCUACGUCUGAAAUUGAGGAUAUCUAUUACUUAUAUAGGAAUAUCUAG